GGAUGGAAACCAGUUUGGGUUUUUAUUUCCAAUCCGGGUCCCCACUCCGUUUCAGAAGAUGGCGGUAAUGCACAUGAUUACUUGCUAACCACCACAUUGGACAAAAGAAGACGGAGAAGAAGAAGCUCUCCUUGUCUUCCUCAUCUGCCAUAUUCCAUACACCGAAACGUACUCUGUUCUACCAACCGACAUUGUUGAUCAUACAGACAUUUAAGGAAUAUUAUUCCUCCCUACUCACCGUCCUGACGACACAUCUUGUUGCAUAUCUUGUUUCAGUUAUACGGUGAUGACUCAGACAGUUCAGACCAAUGGGGUUCAACCCCUCAGUAAGACUUGGGAGUUGAGCCUUUAUGAACUGCAGAGAACUCCACAGGAAGCUAUAACAGAUGGGCUGGAAAUUGCAGUUUCACCCAGGUCCUUACACAGUGAACUAAUGUGUCCUAUCUGUCUGGAUAUGCUGAAAAACACAAUGACAACCAAAGAAUGCCUGCACCGUUUCUGUGCCGAUUGCAUAAUCACAGCUUUGCGAUCUGGCAAUAAAGAAUGUCCUACAUGCCGCAAGAAGUUGGUUUCCAAGAGAUCGCUGCGUCCAGACCCUAAUUUUGAUGCGCUGAUAAGUAAGAUUUACCCCAGCCGUGAUGAGUAUGAAGCACACCAGGAAAGAGUUUUGGCCCGCAUUAGCAAACAUAACAACCAGCAAGCCCUUUCCCACAGCAUAGAGGAAGGACUAAAGAUACAGGCUUUGACAAGAUUGCAGCGUGGUAAAAGACAAACAGUGGAAAAUGGUAGUGGAGCUGAAGACAAUGGAGACUCUUCACACGGUAGUAAUGCCUCAGUGCACAGCAAUCAGGAGGCUGGUCCAAGCAUCAAGCGCACCAAAACAAGUGAUGACAGUGGACUUGAUAUGGACAAUGCUGCUGAGAAUGGCGGAGGUGACUCUGUGAUUGACAGCGGUGCCAGCGAAAUAGAACUGGUUUUCAGGCCGCAUCCCACACUGAUGGAAAAGGAUGAUGGUCACAACAGUGUGGAGUUUGUGCCUCGCUACAUAAAGACAUCUGGAAAUGCAACAGUGGAUCACCUGUCUAAAUACCUAGCUGUCCGUCUGGCUUUGGAGGAGCUUCGAAGAAACACAGAGGCGAGUCCUGUUAAUAUGGAGGCAGCUUCAGAGAAACAGUACACCAUCUACAUACCUACUGCUGGAAAUCAGUUCACUGUUCUGAAUGGUUCCUUCUCUUUGGAGCUGGUCAGUGAAAAAUAUUGGAAGGUGAAUAAACCCAUGGAACUAUACUUUGCCCCUACUAAAGAACACAAGUAAAGCAUAUAUAAACAACUUCAGUCAUGAAGUAAAGAUGUGGCUUGGGACCCGUGUCCACGAAGAAGAUAAAUGUCUGAAGGAAAUGGGGAAAUUUUGAUGUAUCCUCCAAAUGAACUCUUGUAAAAAGAAAAAACUCAUUAUAUCCACAAUAUCGUGUUUCAUCUCUAUAGAGGUUAGCAGAUUACUGCAGCAUCCAGUAGGUGCAACCAAGGGAUAAUAGAUCACUAGCAAUUGUAGAUUAGUUCACUAGGAUAGUUCAAUUUGAAAUGGUAACAUUAUGGUUUCAACAUGUAUUAUUAUUCUUCAUGAACACUCCUGGCUGUAGUUUUACUGCAGUAUUUGUCUUACAUUUGAAGUUGAUGAGAAUUUGUGAUUUUGUCUUUGAAGCAUGUUUAUACAUAGUCAGAAAAUGGGACUCAAUAUAUGCCGUUUGCCCCACAUGGGUUUCGGGAAAUGAAGAGUUAUCCCUCUUUUCCAGUGCACUGUACCUACUCAGCAUAGACCACCCACUAUUUAGUCACAAAUGUCUCUUCUUACAGUGGAUGUUACUGACAUGCCUCAAAAUAAUUACAAUAGACCUUGGGUCCCCUCCAUUGUUGUUUUGCAUCUGGGCUUUCAGUUUCCUGUGGUGCUAUUUAAAGACUGCUAUAAAACAAGUUCGACAUAGCUGAGCUAUCACUUUGCAGUGUAAAAAUGGUAUAAAAGAUUGGGAUUUUUGAUUCACUGACAUGUUGCCAUUUACUUCUCUUGAUUCCUUUUUAAAUGUUUAAUUUGUUUAAUAAACAGAUUCCCUGUG
Messenger RNA from Syngnathoides biaculeatus (alligator pipefish), 2111 nucleotides. RefSeq names its product ring finger protein 2 (gene rnf2). Bases 287 to 1315 code for a protein of 342 amino acids. The transcript is spliced from 9 exons. The record is from RefSeq and is a predicted model, not a curated record. Lineage: Eukaryota; Metazoa; Chordata; Actinopteri; Syngnathiformes; Syngnathidae. Gene Ontology annotation, molecular function: ubiquitin protein ligase activity; chromatin binding. Gene Ontology annotation, cellular component: PcG protein complex; ubiquitin ligase complex.